AUGCCUAACGCAAUUGUUACCGGUGCCACUGGCAUUCUCGGUCGCGAGAUUGUUUUUGAACUUGGCAAGGACACCAAAACAUGGCCCACAGUAUAUGCUCUAUCUCGCAGCAAGAAAGAAGACUACCCAUCAAAUGUCAAGCACACUCAUCUCGACCUCCAAGGAAACCCCGAGGACAUGGCAAAGGAACUUGAACAUGUUGAUGCUGAAUACGUCUUCUUCACCGCCUACCUCGCCCAAGACGACGAAGACGACGCAACAAAAGUCAAUGGCGACAUGCUCCAAAACUUCAUCUCUGCCCUCAAGCUCACCGGCGCAGCGAAGAAGAUCAAGCGCUUCAUCCUAACCACUGGCUGCAAACAAUACGGCGUACACUUUGGCGCCCCCAAAAACCCAAUGCAAGAAUCCGACCACUGGCUCAAGAACCCCUCUUAUCCCUCAAACUUCUACUACCGCCAACAAGAGAUCCUCAAGAGAGAAGCAGAGGAAAACAACUGGGAGUGGACAGUAACCUAUCCCAACGAUGUCGUCGGCGUAGCAAAAGGCAACUUUAUGAACCUGGUCUCUGCGAUUGGCAUCUACGCAUCCAUCUGCAAGGAACUCAACCAACCCCUAAUCUGGCCAGGUUCCCCUCACUUUUACACCAUGUUCGAUAGCUUGACCUGUUCAACCUUGCACGCUAAGUUCAACACAUGGGCAGCCUUUGCACCUGGCGCCGCAAACCAAGCCUUCAAUGUCGUCAACGGCGACGUCGAAUCCUGGCAAAACCUCUGGCCCAGAGUCGCCAAAAAAUUCGGCUGCAAGAUUCCUGAGAAAAUGUUUGAGGAUAAAGACUUUAAGAAUGACUUUGGUGAUGAAGGACUUGUCAUGCCCUUGGAAGAAACCCCUCCGAUUUCUGAAUUUGCAGCCGAAGCUGGUCUCCUCGACACUCCCGCCCUCAAACAAUCCCUCGUCGAAGCCAAAAUCGAUCUCGGCAAAUGGGCACAAAGAGACGACGUCAAGCAAGCGUGGAAAACCCUUUCUAAACGCGAAGGCUUGGAUAAAUCUGCGUUUGACAAUGCAACAUGGAUGUUCUUGAACUUUGUCCUUGGAAGAAACUUUGACUUGGUAAUUAGUAUGAGUAAAGCUAGGAAAGCUGGGUGGACUGGCUAUCAGGAUACUUGGGAGAGUAUUGAGGAGGCGUUGGAGAGGUUGGUUGGGGAGAAGGUUAUUCCUGCUUUUAAGUGA
Aureobasidium melanogenum CBS 110374 is the source of this 1227-nucleotide messenger RNA. RefSeq names its product NAD dependent epimerase/dehydratase family protein. NCBI's taxonomy places the organism in Eukaryota, Fungi, Ascomycota, Dothideomycetes, Dothideales, Saccotheciaceae. The record is from RefSeq and is a predicted model, not a curated record. The coding region runs from base 1 to 1227 and encodes 408 amino acids. The transcript has 2 exons.